Molecule: messenger RNA, 3544 nt
Organism: Cololabis saira (Pacific saury)
Lineage: Eukaryota; Metazoa; Chordata; Actinopteri; Beloniformes; Belonidae
Product: E3 ubiquitin-protein ligase MARCHF6
Exons: 25
Coding region: 335-3082 (915 amino acids)
Cellular component (GO): endoplasmic reticulum membrane
Molecular function (GO): zinc ion binding
Source: RefSeq, a predicted model, not a curated record
UGAGCACCUCCAGCCAUUUGUCGCCCCCCUGGUCGCCAGACUGGUUUUAGCAACACAGGGAGUGUUGUGGUCCUCUCCUGGGCUGUUUUUGUAGUAAAAGCAUACAGUAAAUGCAUUAUUAGCGAGCUCAAGAAGUUGCACGCGAAGGGGAUCGCGGUGAAGUAAGAGCUUGGUUGUUAAUCUGUGGAGGAAACCAUUUUAUGAUCUCCAAUGUAUCCGAGCCAUCAGCACACGCUAGCGUAAGAUAGCUGGUUAAACCACACCACCUGCGCCGUGAAUGGCUCCACUGUGAAGCUUCUGCUGGACGAGAAGGUGACCGGCCAUUGUGGACAGCAUGGAUACAGCAGAAGAAGCGGAUAUCUGUCGUGUGUGUCGCUCUGAGGGGACACCAGACAAACCCCUGUACCACCCCUGUGUCUGCACUGGCAGUAUCAAGUUUAUCCACCAGGAAUGUUUGGUCCAGUGGUUGAAGCACAGCCGGAAGGAGUACUGUGAACUGUGCAAGCACAGAUUCGCUUUCACACCAAUCUACUCCCCGGAUAUGCCGUCACGCCUGCCCAUCCAGGACAUCUGUGCUGGCCUGCUGACCAGUGUGGGCACAGCCAUCCGCUACUGGUUCCAUUACACAUUGGUUGCCUUUGCGUGGCUUGGCGUGGUUCCUCUUACUGCAUGUCGCAUCUACAAAUGUCUUUUUACCGGCUCUGUGAGCUCUCUUUUGACACUGCCUUUGGACAUGCUGUCUACAGAGAACCUUCUUGCAGACUGUCUUCAGGGUUGCUUCGUUGUCACAUGCACUCUGUGUGCGUUUAUCAGUCUAGUUUGGCUCAGAGAGCAGAUAGUUCAUGGCGGCGCCCCUCAGUGGUUGGAGCAGCAUCAGGCGCCACCCCCUAACGCAGCCAGACAAGCCCCAGAGCCUCAGGCUGCAGGUCAGGGGGCGGCUGAUGAGCCUCCUGCUGCCCAGCCAGCACCUGCUGAUCCUCCAGCCCAGAACGAGGCAGAGCCUGAGCCCCCUGACGUCCCCCCAGACCAGGCUGACGACCCAGAGUUAGAGGAAGAAGGAGCAGCUGCUGAAGACGCAGACCCCAACAAUGGAGCCCAAGAUGACAUGAACUGGAAUGCUUUGGAGUGGGACAGAGCAGCCGAGGAACUCACCUGGGAAAGGAUGCUUGGCCUGGAUGGCUCACUGGUAUUUUUGGAGCAUGUGUUCUGGGUAGUGUCACUUAACACGCUCUUCAUCCUGGUCUUUGCAUUUUGUCCCUACCACAUUGGGCACUUCUCCGUUGUUGGCCUUGGCUUUGAGGAAUAUGUCCAAGCUUCCCACUUUGAGGGCUUAAUCACAACAAUCGUGGGCUACAUACUUCUGGCAAUGACUCUCAUCUUGUGUCAUGGACUGGCUGCUCUGGUCCGGUUCCAGCGUUCCCGCCGUCUCCUUGGAGUCUGCUACAUUGUUGUCAAGGUCUCUCUGCUGGUUGUUGUGGAGAUUGGUGUUUUUCCACUGAUCUGCGGUUGGUGGCUUGACAUCUGCUCUCUGGAAAUGUUUGACGCCUCGUUGAAAGACAGAGAAAUGAGUUUCAAAUCGGCACCUGGUACUACCAUGUUUCUGCACUGGCUUGUGGGAAUGGUGUAUGUCUUCUACUUCGCAUCUUUUAUUCUCUUGCUAAGAGAGGUGCUGAGGCCUGGAGUGCUGUGGUUUCUGAGAAACCUCAAUGACCCUGACUUUAACCCAGUGCAGGAGAUGAUUCAUUUGCCAAUCUACAGACACCUGCGGCGGUUCAUCCUGUCUGUGGUUGUUUUUGGCUCCAUCGUGUUGCUCAUGCUGUGGCUGCCCAUCAGGCUGAUCAAAGUUCUGCUGCCCACCUUCCUCCCAUACAACGUGAUGCUUUACAGUGAUGCACCAGUCAGCGAGUUGUCUUUGGAGCUCUUAUUACUUCAGGUUGUGCUUCCUGCUUUACUGGAGCAAGGACACACUCGGCAGUGGCUCAAAGGCCUCGUCAGAGCCUGGACAGUCAGCGCUGGUUAUUUAUUAGACCUCCACUCCUACCUCCUUGGUGAGCAGGAGGACAAUGAUGCCAACCAGCCCGUGAACAACAACAAUAACAACAAUCCUCCCCAUGGUGGUCAUAACAACAAUAACAACCCUGCCCCUGCUGUUGGGGAGGGGCUGCAUGCAGCCCAUCAGGCCAUCCUUCAGCAAGGGGGGCCAGUGGGUUUUCAGCCCUAUCACCGACCCCUCCGGUUUCCAUUUAGGAUCGUGUUGCUGAUAGUAUUCAUGUGCAUCACUCUGCUAGUGGCCAGUCUGGUGUGCUUAACCUUACCAGUAUUCACAGGUCGCUGGCUGAUGUCCUUCUGGACAGGAAGUUCCAAAAUCCAUGAGCUGUACACAGCAGCUUGUGGUCUGUACGUUUGCUGGCUUUCUAUACGGGGGUUCACAGUUCUGCUGGCCUGGAUGCCGCAGGGACGCACCGUAAUCAUGCGCAAAGUUCAGGAAUGGACACUCAUGAUCCUGAAGACACUUGUUGUGGCUGUGCUGGUUGCUGGAGUCAUUCCGCUGCUGCUGGGCUUGCUGUUUGAGUUGGUCAUUGUUGCCCCACUCAGAGUACCGCUGGACCAAACGCCACUGUUUUACCCCUGGCAGGACUGGGCUCUCGGAGUGCUCCAUGCCAAAAUCAUUGCUGCCAUCACCCUCAUGGGCCCCCAGUGGUGGCUGAAGACUGUUAUUGAGCAGGUUUACGCAAAUGGAAUCCGCAACAUUGAUCUCCAGUUCAUCAUCCGAAAACUGGCAGCUCCGGUCAUCUCAGUUCUGCUGUUGUCCCUGUGUGUGCCGUAUGUGAUUGCUGCUGGGGUGGUGCCCACCGUAGGAGUAACCCCAGAGAUGGAGAUUUUAAUGCAGAGAAGGAUCUACCCGUUCCUGUUGAUGGUGGUGUCGCUCAUCGGCAUUCUUUCCUUCCAGAUCAGACAGUUUAAACGCCUUUAUGAACACAUCAAAAAUGACAAGUACUUGGUUGGCCAGAGGCUCGUCAACUACGAGCGUAAAUCUGGCAGAACAAGUUCAGUCCCACCCCCCAACCCUGUUGCAGAGUAAAGUGGUUCGUCACACGUUGCCAGUUUUACACCCGUGUACCCUCCCCCACAUCCUUUACCCAAUCCAUUGAUUUUUUCGACUCGGCCCUCACAGUUGAUAUUUGAAUUUCCUCCAGAUCUUAUUGGAUUUUCAUGGAUGAUGUUCAAUUGUUUUGUUGUUUUUUUUUUUUUUUUCAUACUCAUGAAAGAUGAGAUGGGAAAAUGUAUUAUAGUCCUAAUCGUGGGACCGCUGAGUAAUAUCUCAAACUGUUAAGGCAAGAAAGUUAAAGGUUUGAUUUGAAGCCCAACAUCUGUAUCAUCAUUCAUGCCUUGCUUUGUAAAGCGCUGCCUGAUAAUUGUACAUGUGUAAAUACUUCGGAUGCAGACUUUGUCUUAUGAAAAAUGACACUUGUGGAAUAAUGCAAUGACCAUUGUACAUCUUAAAAGUGUAUGUAUAAUUUAUUAAAAUCAACAUUGCUGUUUA